Molecule: messenger RNA, 997 nt
Organism: Aphidius gifuensis
Lineage: Eukaryota; Metazoa; Arthropoda; Insecta; Hymenoptera; Braconidae
Gene: AlkB
Product: nucleic acid dioxygenase ALKBH1
Exons: 4
Coding region: 5-997 (330 amino acids)
Biological process (GO): oxidative RNA demethylation
Cellular component (GO): nucleus; cytoplasm
Molecular function (GO): oxidative RNA demethylase activity; broad specificity oxidative DNA demethylase activity; ferrous iron binding
Source: RefSeq, a predicted model, not a curated record
CCAUAUGACUGAAACUAAUUUUGUAAACAAUAAAAAAAAAAAAGAAAAUACUAUGUUUAAAGAUUAUUUUAAAUAUUAUAAAAGUCGUAACCCUCCACCAAAACUUGACGAUGUAAUUGACAUUGACAGUGCUUGUAAAAAGGUUAUUCAAGUAGAUGUGAAAGAUGUAGACAACACCAAGACCUUCAUUGUUGACAAGUGGGGAUUGAAAGCAACAUCAACAUGGAAAAUUUACAAAUUUACAGACAUUCCAGGGCUGAUUUUUAUCAGAAAUCCUUUCACCUCAAUUGGACAACGUUACUGGAUCACCAAAUGCCUCAGGGAUUACUCAAGAAAACCAAAUAAACUUAACAUUGAUGCUCAUGAUAUAAUAGAUGAUCAAGAAAACUGGUGGAGUAUUUACAAAAGUGACAAUGAAAAAAGUAAAAAUAUAGUUGGUAAAUUAAGAUGGGCAACACUUGGUUAUCAUCACAAUUGGGAUACAAAAUACUAUUCAGAAAAUGAUAAAUCACCAGUACCAUAUGAGUUGAAUGAAAUGACAAAAUUAUUAUCAAAUUAUUUAGGAUUUAAUAAUUUUAAUGCUGAAGCAGCAAUUGUUAAUUAUUACAGAAUGAAUUCAACACUUGCUGGACAUGUUGAUCAUUCUGAAAAUAAUAUGGAUGCUCCAUUAUUUUCAAUUAGUUUUGGACAAACAGCAAUUUUUCUUAUUGGUGGUUUGAGUCAACAAGAACCAGCAUAUCCAAUUUAUAUUAAAUCUGGUGAUGUUAUUGUUAUGUCUGGUGAAUCACGAUUGAGGUAUCAUGGUGUACCAAAAAUUUUACGAGAUGAAAAUUUAAACUGGAAACAGGAUAACCCAGAUGAAGCAAAUAUUUUUGUUGAUUCUGAUGAUUGGAAUAAAGCUAGUGAUUAUAUUGAUGAUGCUCGUAUUAACAUCAAUAUUAGACAAGUUUUAAAAAUUGGACAGACAAGUUUAACUGAUAAUUAUCAUUCUAAUUGA